ACACCACACUACUGUUUGGACGCAUGGACAAAACAUAGUACAAGUGCUCUGCAGACGUUUUGUCACAAGUGGAGUGAUGGCUGACAUGGUGCGGCGCAACAUAUAUGGUGAGCUUGCGCCUCGCUGCGCGAAGCUCCCCGUAUCGCUUCGACGUCCUGGUACUUUGACUAUUGACUAGUCUCGACACUCAUCUCCAACGCAUCGCCAGUCGCCGGCGCAAAUCAAGUCCGAAAAGGCGAAUAAACGCAAUCAGCGAUACCAUGGCUUCACAAGGCGGCAUGCCACCUUCUGUAGCAUCACAAAGACCACCUUAUGCUCCCAUGACAUGGCCGCUGGGUGGACCUCCAGUGAAACGCAUCGAUAUUCCUGCCCAAACAGUCUUCAUGGUCUUCUUCAUGAUCGGAGCAGCAGUACACAUGAAGAUAUUCCAAAAGAACAGAGCACGAGGACACAAGUUCUUAGCAAACUUCUUCAUCUUCCUCUUUUGCAUGGAGCGCAUAUUGACAUCGAUAUUACGACUCGCAUCGGUCUCUAAUCCAACCAACAUUCCACUUGCGAUUGCUGCACAGAUCUUUAUCGCAGCAGGUGUUCUUAUCCUAUUCGUUAUCAAUCUCGUUUUCGCGAUGCGCCUAGUAAGGUCAACACAUCCGUCGGUGGGUUGGCAUCCUGCGUUUGGCAUCGUGUUCAAGGCUCUUUACGCGUUGAUCGGCUUGACACUUAUCGCUGUCAUUACAGUCACGGUUCAGAGCUUCUAUACUCUCAACGUAGGAACUCGAGCGAUCGAUCGCGGCUUCCAGCAAUACGGCGCAACCUUCCUCGCCAUCGUCGCUACACUACCUUUGCCGAUGACGAUACUCACACUUCUCAUUCCCUACUCGCCGCUCGAUCGAUUCGGUAUCGGCCGUCUUCGUACAAAAGUUAUAGUCCUGAUGAUUAGCACCACGCUCCUCUCUAUUGGCGCAUGGUUCCGUUGUGGUGUUGCCCUCCAGGCACCGGUACCGCGAUCGCAACCUCUACCUGGCUAUCUCGGCAAGGCACCGUUCUACAUUUUCAACUUCCUAGUGGAAAUCCAGACGGUACUCAUGUAUGCGAUACUUCGCGUAGACCUCCGCUGGCACAUCCCCAAUGGCGCAAAGGGGCCUGGCAGCUACGCUAGACCACAGAUGAGCGAUGUGGAAAUGCAAGACUCGCGACCUACUUCCUCGGACAGCGUUCAAGAUGACACCAAGUCGACCAGAUCUUUCAGUGAAGACGAAGAAAAAGAACUAGAGAACGAGAAGGUCGAACAGCUCCCUGCCCCCAGGAUCAUAGAGAUAGACCUCGGAAACUCUUCGCGCAGCUCCCUGGCGCCACCAGAUAUUGACUUGAUCAGGAACUCGACCCGCAGUUCUCUGGCACCACCAAAGACGGCAGAUAGAUCAGCGCGCAGUUCCAUCAUCUCCCAACGCCUUUCCUCCUUCAUCACCAAGUCCACCAGCACACUAGCCACCUUUGCGACGGCGGAGCAAAAACAGAGAUGGCGAGAGAGCGAGGAAGCCAGAAUCGUCCGAAGACUAGGCGGACCAUGGCAGCAGCUUCCUAGCCCGGUUGAAUCGACUUUCAGCAUGAGCAAGAGCCCGACGAGGAGCGUCUUCAGCCGUACGACAGGAGGAGAGGGACCGGAGGCACCUGACCCAGCACACCACCAACGAAGCGAUAGCGGCGCGCCUAGUAUACCCGACGUCGUUGGAGAGGGCGGCUGGACACCAAGAAUUGACUGGGAAUUCCGCAGCCCGAAACGCUUCCUCAGUUUGAAGAAGAGGAGUAUGAUUGGCUUGCAGCUUCCGAAGUGAGCGUGUAGACUUGGAGCGGAUUGAUGCGAUGUUUCUACAGCGAAGGCGUUUAUGGAAAUGGGAGAGGUACUAGUACAAUUGCUGGGCGGCAAAAGCUUUUCCUGAUAUCAUCAUACCCAUCUGUUUUUGCGCAUAUAGUGGAAGUUUAUACAAGCUUUACGACGAUUUCCUUUUUCUGCAUAACAUGUACAAUAGCAGUCAUUGCAUUCU
Messenger RNA from Alternaria rosae, 2042 nucleotides. RefSeq lists its product as uncharacterized. The transcript has 3 exons. The record is from RefSeq and is a predicted model, not a curated record. The coding region runs from base 261 to 1832 and encodes 523 amino acids. NCBI's taxonomy places the organism in Eukaryota, Fungi, Ascomycota, Dothideomycetes, Pleosporales, Pleosporaceae.